Molecule: messenger RNA, 5252 nt
Organism: Passer montanus (Eurasian tree sparrow)
Lineage: Eukaryota; Metazoa; Chordata; Aves; Passeriformes; Passeridae
Gene: CYGB
Product: cytoglobin
Exons: 3
Coding region: 369-908 (179 amino acids)
Biological process (GO): oxygen transport
Molecular function (GO): oxygen binding; iron ion binding; heme binding
Source: RefSeq, a predicted model, not a curated record
GCUCACGUUCACACAUUGGUGAAGAGGCUGGUCUUGCAAUGCCUUUGAAUAUUUUACUUUUAGGCAGUUCCUCAUCAGUCAGCCACACGCAUCCGAGGCGAGCUGAAGCUAACUACAGCCAUGGACAGCACUAGGAGAUCUCAAAUCUAAUCGCACGCAUCAUUCCUCCGGGAUAUUUUUUAAAUUCCAUAUCUAAACACGCUGACAGGCAGCUGCACUCGCACACACUCACACACACACACACACACAUCCACACGUCGCAGAGCCGCCAAGCAAACACCUUGUCUCCUCUUGCAGGAUAUACCCGCUCACACACAUCUCUCUUUAUCUCCUCCUGGCUUCCCGGAGGAUCCUGCCGGCUGUUUUUCAUGGAGAAAGUCCAGGGAGAAAUGGAGAUUGAGAGAUGGGAAAGAAGUGAAGAAAUUUCAGACGCAGAAAAAAAGGUUAUUCAAGAGAUAUGGAGCAGAGUAUAUGCAAACUGCGAGGACGUUGGGGUCUCCAUACUCAUCAGGUUUUUUGUGAAUUUCCCCUCGGCCAAGCAGUACUUCAGCCAGUUCAAGCACAUGGAGGACCCGCUGGAGAUGGAGAGGAGCUUGCAGCUGCGCAAGCACGCUCGGAGGGUCAUGGGGGCCAUCAACACCGUGGUGGAGAACCUCAACGACUCUGAAAAGGUCUCCUCUGUGCUGGCCCUGGUGGGCAAGGCCCAUGCCCUCAAGCACAAAGUGGAGCCUGUCUACUUUAAGAAACUCACUGGUGUCAUGCUGGAGGUGAUUGCUGAGGAAUACCCCAACGACUUCACCCCGGAGGCACACGGAGCCUGGAGCAAGAUGAAGAGCCUCAUCUGCACCCAUGUGACAGCAGCCUACAAGGAGGUGGGCUGGGCUCAGUACCCCACUGCCACCCUGUGAGCGCCCAGGGGGCCACCAGAGGGGCAGGGAGGGCUUCGCUCCCCCCAGGACUUCACUCUGGUCUCUUCUCAAGAUCUUUGCUCGGUUUGGGGAGCCCGGUAGGGCCAGUUCUGUCAGCUGCCAAGUCACAAUUUGAUCUCCACGGGGUUUAAAAACAAACUAAAUAAGCCAAAAAAAAAAAAAAAAAGCCACAGAACCGUUAAGGGUGUGGGUGGGUCGGGGUGAAGCAGUUGCAGGGGAUGCUGGAAGGGGAUGCAGAGGGCGAGGGGAGAGCUUUGGUUGUUGGCUCCAUCUUCCUGUCCUGGCCUGUCCAUCACCACCUCCCAAAUCCUGCACCUCACUUGCACCAUCUCAAAGUCCCUUGCACAAGCGCUGCUGCCCCGUUCACUGAGGAACAACACAACCCUCAUUUUCCACGUGAGGCCCCUGGCUGAGCCUGCCUUUUGGGGGCACGCCUGGACACCUCCGACUGGCACCGAGAACACUUUGCUUUGCACUUUGGGUGUCACCUGGCAGGGCUGACAGCCAGAGCCACCCGGGGUGCCCACCACCAGGUGGGCAGCAGAGCCCACCCCUCCUGUCACCCACAGUCCCUGUCCUUGGCUGGCUGCUGCAGCCCCUCCUGGGGUGGGAGAGAAGCUCCCCCACAGCACGAGAGAGUGGAAGGAGGGGGAUGCCUUUGGGGGAUCCCUCGUGGCUCAGAGCAUGGCGUGUGGGUGGGAUCCCUGUGCCACACGUGGGGAGCUGGUGAGCCCACCCACUGCCCUGCAGCUCCCUGAGGAGGGGCUUGCCUGGUUCUUGAUGUGCCCUUCGGGCUGCUGUGGGUAGGUCUGCCUGCCCAGCUCUGCCCUCUCAGUGAGAAGGGGGUCAGGCUGUGACUAGGAGGAGGAAAGAUGGCACAGACAUAUCAGGAGGGAUUUCUGGUUAUGAGGAAAGGUCCCUUCUCUGUUAAACAUUGAUAAAUACCUUGUAUAGAGCAGAUUCCUGCCCUCGUGGUGAGACUGGGCUCCUCCAAAUAAAGUGCCUGGUGGAAUUCAGCCCAUGCAGGAGCUGUGUCCCUCCUGGGGACAGCAGUGCUCCUGCCUGUGCCUGACAAAGGCUAAUCCCACACCCCCCAGAACGUGGCUGCAGGGCUUGGAGCACUCACCCCGCCUCCAACACCAACUCCUCCUGAACCUCUGGGUCAGUCUGCCUGCUUUGUGCCUCAGUUUCCCCUGCAGUUAAGAAAAAGGGAGGAGGAGCAGCCCAAUUGCCUCCUUCCCUCAUGGGGUUGGAUUAAUAACAUUUCUGGGAACUGAAUGGCAAAGGAUUGAGGAUGAAAUGUCAGAUGUGCUGGGAAGCUUUGGACUCAUUGCCACCCAAUAUUUCCCUAAAGGCCUCUGCUAUUUUUAGAGCUCGAGCAUUAAGGGCAAUGUUAUCUGUGGAAGUGGGAGGAGGGUUCCCCUCUGAGAUUUCCUCUGGCCUCGCUCCACCGCUGUCCUGGAGAGCUGGCAGCCUCCUGAGAGACACCAGCUCCUCUCCUGGAUGCCAGCUGGACAGGCAGCAAGCCCAGAGUUCCAACUGGGAUCCCCACAGCCACCCUGGGGACAUCCCUGCACUGUGGGGACACUGCCCCAGGCUGACCUCCCUCCUGCAGAGCAGACAGACAGACAGAAACUCCUGCUUUGCCCACCUGUGCUUUUCCCCGUCCCCAGGAACAGAACAGGUUUGUGAUGUCUCAAAAGAGCCCCAGGACUCCAAUAAUGUCACUGCAGCCACGCUGGCCUUGCAGUCCUUUCCUUCCCACAUCCCACACUACCACUGGUGGAGAGGAGCAGUGGCACAUCCUGGGCACCCACGAGAGCUGGGUGGCAAUAACAGCUGGGCACAGCUGGCCCUGGCGUGGCAGCGUGCAGGAUCAGGGGGCUGUGAAAGGGAGGGACAGGCACAGGGUGACAGGUGAUGCUGCUGUGCUCACGGGGCGGGCUGCCAGUUAGAGUCAGCAUCCCCAAAAUUCAGCCUGCACGGGUGAAGGUGCCAAUGGCUGCUCAUCCCUCGGGGGUCAGUGCAGCAUCCCUCAAACAGCUGCUGCUGCUGCCUGGGGUGGGGAUGGAUGGGAAAAGCCUGUUCAGCCAUCGACUUCCCUCCAGGGCAGGACUGGAGAGGGAUCACUUGGAUCAAGACUGUUGGGGGAUGUUUGUGUGUGUGCACAUCACGGCACUCACGAGCUGACUGCCCAGAGGCCAGCAGCACAAGUUUCUGAGGGGUUCAUGCACUCCCUGUGCUCUGUGGAUGCUGGGCCAGGGAUGUUUCCCUACAGGGAUGUUUCAUCUUUAGACAAAAUUUGCACAUUAACCUUUGAGGUUAAUAAUCUCCAGGUGGGAAUUUUAUUUUUGCAGUGCAAACCCUUUCCCCUUCCCCACCUUCCCUCAACCAAAACUGGGCUCCCAGUCUGCAGAGAAGCCACUUUGGAGUGUCUGGAAAUUCUCCAUGUUCGUUCCCAACCUACCCGUGUGCCUUGGUUUUUGGGGAGCAGCAGCAGGGAGGUCCCCCCACCUUCCAUUAAACAGUGCUUUGGUUUCUCCUUUUUUUUUUUACAUCCCUAGAAAAAGCUGACCCGUGGCCUCCUGCGCCCACGUGCGUGUGUGCUGGGCUGGGGUUUUUUUCCAAGCACUCUUUCCUAAAACAGAUCCAGAUGUGUGCAGCUGCUGUCCCUUGAGGAGCACCCCCCCAUCAGCCAAACUGCAGGCCGCUCCAAGAGAUGCAAACAAAACCACGUUUAUUUUUAUCAGCUUCCUAGGAAGUGACAUGGAGCAGGAGGGCGGCCGGGGCAAGGCUCGGGAGGGAGGAGAUGGAGAUGAAAGGAGCAGCAGAGGAGGCAUUGCUGGAAUCCAGGAAUGUUCUCAUCUGGGGAGAGAUGGAGAUCAACAGAGUAAGGGAAAAGCACCAUUCCAGAGCGACAGGGCUGAUAAAUGCCACGUGGAAGAGCAGAAAGGGGGGCCGUGUCCUGGCUCUGUGCGUGGCUCUCUGGCACACACACAUCCAUUCCCCAUCACUGCUCCCCCCAGCCCCACCACAGCUGACUGGGGGCCCCUUUAUCCCCCUUUUGUUCAGCUCUUGCCCUCUGGGGCUUGACCUUUCACUUCCUGGCACGCUUAGGCCGAGCUAAGGGCACACUUAGGCUGAGCCUUGCUCUCCUUGGUGGCGGCAGGUAGGGACCGGCUCACAAAGUCCUUUCCCCAGAGCUCACAGGACAGAAUCUGAGGCUCAGGGCAGCACUGCCAGCACAUCUUGGGGGCCAGCUGGUCCCUGUGGAGGACCCCUGCACCCCCCAGACCCAGCCAGCCCCUGGCUCUGCCACGCCUUGGCAAUAUCACCAGGGCUUGGAGCUGUGACCCAGGUGGGAAAGCCUCUGUGCCCCCUGCCAGAGGUAGAGAAAUGCUGAGUGAGGAGGGGUUCAGUAUCCCUGGGGCAGGGUCCCCCUUGAGCACCCCGUGCUGGCUCUCCCUGGCAGCACCUGCUCACAUCAGCCAGCUCUUGUCCCCUCCCCUGCAGCUCGGUGUUUGGUCAGAGGGAGCUGGGCACUGGGGGAAUGGGAGCACUGGUUUGGGAGGGGGACAGAUCCCACCCACCAUGUCCCCCCUCCAUGGCCAACAUUCAUGGCAGGUUUAGCCCUGCAGACACCCAGCUAGAGAGACCCCCCAACACCACCAGAACCCUUAUGGGCCUCGUGCCACCAGCCUCAUCUUCUCUUGGGGGGUGACAAAUCCCCUGUCCCAGGGGAGUCCUCUCACAUCCCCUUUGUCCCGGGAAAGAGGUCACAGUGUGUCCCCGCUGUCCCAGGGGAUGCUCAGCGACUUCAGGGGGAGCCAGAUUUCACCUGGCUGGACUCUGGUGCCAGAGCUCAGCCUCCCCUGCUGCCCUGGCGUGGGGAUGUGUGGGCCAGCACCACCAAUGCCAGGCAGAGGGAUAAAAGGGAAACCCACGCGCUGACCUUGGACCAGCUUAGGGAAAGGGAGGCCCAAACCCACCCGCCUGGUCUGACCUCUGUGCCAGGCUGCCAGUUAUUUUCCAUAGCUGAAGUCGUCUCUAAUUGUUGGUAUGUCUGACCCAGCCCCAGCGUGACCCACAGACAUGAGCGUGGUCUGAUGUAACUCCGUGUCUUUCCUGUUCCUGCUGCAGAUCCUGUUCAUGUUCGUGUUCCUCGGCGCUUCCGUGCUGGUUUUAUACCUGCGUUCCGUGUAUAUGGGUGUAACUCGUUUUUUUCUUUUUUUGUAGGUUUUUAGUAUGUUUGUAACCGGACAAAAUGGUGUUAUUAAACUGAAACUUGUAUCUUCAGUGGAUAAAUCAAUCAAACCCCCUCCA